GUCCAUGACUCGCUGUCGCGCUGUGGCCUUAUUUGGCAGUGGCAAUUCACGUCUCACUUAAAACAUUACGAUGGUGGCGCUGUUCAAUAGAAAACUGACUCACCAAUCACGGCUCGAUUUAAUCGCCGCGGCAUUCCAACCUGUUGCUUCCGUAAUAUGUAUAUAUAACCAACCCAUCGCCGACACGAGAGCUGUAAUCCAUACCACUCCCAGCCCACCGCAUUUUACUCAACACUGAAAAUGGAUACACUUCAAAAUAUUUAUUGUGCAAAACUUGUAUUAAUACUACUCGCCGGGUUUUGUAUUUCAAAAGAUAUCGACAAAAAUGUUCGCCUAUUUGGUGGAGAGAGUCCAUUUGAGGGCCGCGUCGAGAUUUUACGUAACGGCUAUUGGACGGCGAUUUGCAUUGACGACUGGGAUCUAAACAUGGCGGAUUUUGUAUGUCAACACUUAGGUAUAUCAACCGGAGCUAUGUCUCUCCAGACUCAACUGCCAACCACUGAGGGCGUCCCAGUAAUGACAGGCGGUUUCCGCUGCGACAGCACCAGUACAAAGCCAUCAGAGUGCUUUACCAAACAAACUGCAUCCAACAGACAAGCAUGUCGACCGGCUGGCGUAAAAUGUAACUUACCUGGAUACAUAGGUUGUGCCAAAUAUCGUGAGAAUUACUGGGGUUCGAGAUCCUGCAAACAAGGAGACCAGAUAGAAAAUGACCGCUGUGACGUUAGUAUUUCUGGAUGCAUUGCAUUUUGUCGAAAAUCCUCGUUCACCCACGCCGGUAUAAUUGGUGGGAAUGAAUGCCGGUGUUUAGCAACGAACAUUACGUCAGUGAUUCCGAAGGAUGAUAUCACUGAAAAUGCGAAAUGUGACGUGGAAUGUGCAGGAGAGGACAUUGGUACAUGUGGCGGCAGUGAUCAUAUUAGUGUAUAUUCACUGUCACUUGGGGCCUGCAGUAGCACAUUUCGAAAAUCAGAGGGCGUCUUCGCAUCUCCAGGUUUUCCAGGAAACUAUCCACCUACCGUCGAUUGCAAUUGGAUAAUUCACCAGCCGAGGGAGAAGAUGAUUGAACUCACGUUUUUCAUGAUGAAUCUCGCCGAUCCUGAUGACGUCAUCAACGUGAUUGAGGAGAAUGCGUCCGGUGAGGGCAGUGUGACCACAAUACUCCAAGCAUCUCCAAACGCAAUACGUUUCCCCUGGAAGAUGGUGAUUAGGUCGAAUUUAGUCAAAGUGCGAUUUGUGUCGAAUGGUGAUAGAGAGAGCAACGGGUUUAUUAUUUCGUUCAAAGCUGUCCCAUAUAUUGACCCGAAUCCCAUUAUACAACCGGACGUUACGACACAGUUUGCAGUUAAAAGAAUUGAAUACAAAGAGGAUGACGGGAAAUCUUACCGGUCACGUGUUCUUGAUUCAGUUAUUUACAUGGGCAUCGUCUUAGCAUCAGUCUUGUUUGUCGUAGCCGCUGCUUUACUUGUAUUACUUAGACAUAAACGGAAAAUUAAUAAGGCGAACAACAGUUCAGUUUUCGUACACACUGAGAAGGUGAAACCAAAUCAACGAACAAAUGAUGGUGUUACUGAAAACUCAAACAACGUAUCCCACGAAAACUCCCAAGAUGGUGUUGAACAUGAGUACUUGGCGCCUCAAUCACUUCGUGUGAAUAGUCACAUAUAUGCCGAGAUCGACGAGACAAACAGUCUUCCAGAAAAUCAUGACAACCCAAUUGCGGCUCGACCCAAAUAUUACGUUUUGGAGGAAACGAGCACGAAUAACGAUAUCGCUACGGAGCAUGCGCAUGCGCAUGGAAACUUACCAGCACAGACAUUACCGAGCGAAACACGGAUAUGCCAACUUCAGUCAGCAAGAAACAGUUCUCCAUUUUCGCCACUACGACGCCAAAGUCACAAAUACGAUGAAGUGUACAUAUCGUCAGAUCGACUCGAUAGGUGGACGCAGCAGGAUAGCGCCAAUGAACGCACAAUGAUUUGUACAUCCGGGUAUGUUCGCUAUGCUGAGUCCGACACAGAAAGCACGUCCAGUGAAUCACUCGGUGCGGGCUGCAUAAUACCACAGGAAAACGAAAGGAGAAUGAACACCAUUGACGUAUUUUCGUCACGACAACCCGCAGUCUGGGUAGAGAAAUCAAGAACUUUGCCCGGCAACAUUUAAUUUAAUCAU
Messenger RNA from Saccoglossus kowalevskii, 2172 nucleotides. RefSeq lists its product as uncharacterized. NCBI's taxonomy places the organism in Eukaryota, Metazoa, Hemichordata, Enteropneusta, Harrimaniidae. The record is from RefSeq and is a predicted model, not a curated record.